Macadamia integrifolia is the source of this 1602-nucleotide messenger RNA. Its product is annotated as GPN-loop GTPase QQT1. The coding region runs from base 400 to 1305 and encodes 301 amino acids. Gene Ontology annotation, cellular component: cytoplasm. NCBI's taxonomy places the organism in Eukaryota, Viridiplantae, Streptophyta, Magnoliopsida, Proteales, Proteaceae. The transcript has 12 exons. Gene Ontology annotation, molecular function: GTPase activity. The record is from RefSeq and is a predicted model, not a curated record.
AUUUACCCCCAAAAUCUCGUUCUCUGCCAUUCGCGCCCAACCUUCCAGGACUCAACUGCUGCUGCUGGGUCUAAACCUCACGGAGCUUCUAGACUCCAGACUCCAGUAUUUUCCACUCUCUCCCUCUCUGACAUCUAUCUUGGAAGCUGUUCUGGUUUUGCUUUCUUCAAUUCCCUUUAUUUUCUUUCCCCUAUUUUCUUAUACGGAACGCUUCGAAGCUGAUUUGGUAUUGGAUCAAUUCUUCUUCUGUAGAAUUAAUUACUUGAAUUCUAAAUUAAGGAGACAAUUCAAAGUUUGAAACUCUAAUUUGUGUCGCAACUUCUGAACUUUCUCUCCGAUUAUUCCUUCAAAUCUCUCGCAGGUAUUAUCAUCAUAUAGAGAAAGAAAGGAGGGUGUAAGAUGGUGUUCGGCCAAGUGGUUAUCGGUCCACCGGGAUCAGGGAAGACUACCUACUGCAAUGGCAUGUCACAGUUCCUCAAACUUAUUGGGAGGAAAGUAGCUGUUAUCAAUUUGGAUCCUGCAAAUGAUGCAUUGCCAUAUGAGUGUGCUGUCAAUAUCGAGGAUCUCGUGAAACUCAGUGAUGUGAUGAUUGAACAUUCUCUUGGUCCCAAUGGAGGUUUAGUUUAUUGUAUGGAUUACUUGGAGAAGAACAUCGACUGGCUAGAAUCCAAAUUGGUGCCUCUUCUCAAAGAUCACUAUCUUCUUUUUGAUUUUCCUGGCCAAGUGGAACUUUUCUUCCUUCACUCAAAUGCCAAGAAUGUUAUAGACAAACUUAUAAAGAAGUUGAACCUUAGGUUGACUGCUGUACACCUAGUUGAUGCCCACCUGUGCAGUGACACUGGGAAAUAUGUGAGUGCUCUGCUUCUUUCUCUAUCAACCAUGGUACAUCUGGAACUCCCACAUAUUAAUGUGCUGUCUAAGAUUGAUCUCAUAGAGAGUUACGGAAAGCUUGCUUUUAACCUUGACUUCUAUACUGAUGUCCAAGAUUUAUCUUAUUUACAAGACCAUCUUGAUCAAGAUCCUCGUUCAGCUAAGUACAGGAAGCUCACUAAGGAAUUGUGUGAGGUUAUAGAAGACUAUAGUCUGGUUAAUUUUACAACCUUAGAUAUCCAGGACAAAGAGAGUGUAGGGAAUCUAGUGAAGCUAAUAGACAAGAGCAACGGAUAUAUAUUUGCUGGAAUAGAAGGAAGUGCAGUUGAAUUUAGUAAAAUUGCAGCAGGUCCUCUUGAUUGGGAUUAUUACAGAGUAGCAGCAGUGCAAGAGAAGUACAUGAAGGAUGAUGAAAAGUUUGAUCUCAGUGAUUAAUGGAGAAAAUUUUUGUUCGGGGAUCCCUACCAAAGUGAUCUAGCUUUAGCUUAUUUCUGCCUAUGUGCAAUGUUCUCAUCCGUGGUGCCAGGUCAAAAAGUUGAUGUUAUAAAUAUUUGAGCAACUUUCUGAUGACUUAGCUGAUGACAGGUAACCAGUUUUAAAAGCUCGCAGACGAUGUUUUGGGGAUGAGGUAGUUCUGUUUGAAAUAUCUGAAAAUCACAUGAUUUUUCAUGAUUUCCUUGUGUAAACUGAUGAGAUAAAUGACAAUCCAUUAGCAGGAGUCCCUUUGGUGAA